This is a messenger RNA of Dama dama (fallow deer), 1304 nucleotides long. RefSeq names its product UDP-GlcNAc:betaGal beta-1,3-N-acetylglucosaminyltransferase 4 (gene B3GNT4). Lineage: Eukaryota; Metazoa; Chordata; Mammalia; Artiodactyla; Cervidae. The record is from RefSeq and is a predicted model, not a curated record. The transcript has 2 exons. Gene Ontology annotation, cellular component: membrane. Bases 121 to 1194 code for a protein of 357 amino acids. Gene Ontology annotation, molecular function: hexosyltransferase activity.
CGCUCGGGGGCGCCGCGGAGCGCCGCCCUCCACCCGAGCCCAGAAGAGCGAACGGUGCUCACCUGGCGCCGCUGCGCGAGCUCCUCGCCUGUGCCGACGGCGUCACGGCUCAGGACCGCCAUGUUCCGCAGGGUGGGGUGGCUGGUCCCGUACAGCCUUGCACUGUUGCUGCUCAGCUGCCUGUUCUUUCUGAAGAAGGAGGCCCAGCCAGCGGGGGGCCCCAUGGCCCGACAGCCCUUCUGGGCUCCCCCAGGGCUCCGGCGCAGCCCGUGUCUACCCAACCACACAGUGGCUAACGCCUCCCUGUUCCUGCCCACCCGUCACCGCCUCUUCUUGACCUACCGCCACUGCCGCAACUUCUCCAUCCUGCUGGAGCCUUCGGGCUGUGCCGAGGACACCUUUCUGCUCCUGGCCAUCAAGUCGCAACCCGGCCAUGUGGAGCGGCGCGCAGCCAUCCGCAGCACGUGGGGCCGGGCGGGAAGCUGGGCUAAGGGCCGGCAGCUGAAGCUUGUGUUCCUCCUGGGGUUAGCAGGGCCUGCUCCCCCAGCCCAGCUGCUGGCCUACGAGAGCCGCGAGUUCGAUGACAUCCUGCAGUGGGACUUUGCUGAGGACUUCUUCAACCUCACACUCAAAGAGCUGCACCUGCAGCGCUGGGUGGCUGCUGCCUGCCCCCAGGCCCAUUUCAUACUAAAAGGAGAUGACGACGUCUUUGUCCAUGUCCCCAAUGUGCUGGAGUUCCUGGAUGGCUGGGACCCAGCCCAGGACCUCCUGGUGGGGGAUGUCAUCCGCCAGGCCCUGCCCAACAGGAACACCAGGGUCAAAUACUUCAUCCCACCGUCCAUGUACAGGGCCCGCCACUACCCGCCCUAUGCUGGGGGUGGGGGGUAUGUCAUGUCCAGAGCCACCGUGCAGCGCCUCCAGGCGGCUGUGGAAGAGGCUGAACUCUUCCCCAUUGAUGACGUCUUUGUGGGGAUGUGCCUGAGGAAGCUGGGGGUGAGCCCCAUGCACCACGCUGGCUUCAAGACUUUCGGAAUCCGGCGGCCCCUGGACCCUCUAGAGCCCUGUCUGUACCGAGGGCUCCUUCUGGUCCACCGCCUCAGCCCCCUGGAGAUGUGGACCAUGUGGGCACUGGUAACAGACGAGCGACUCAAGUGUGCAGCUGCCCCCUCGUCCCAGCUUCCUGGGGUGGGCUGAGCGAGUGGACUGUUUAAUUUUUCAAUCAUGAUGAGAAAUAAGGAACCCUGCAACCUGGCCCUUGACAGGCUACAGGGAACGCUGACUUUGUUUUGUAAAGCCCUCCCAAA